AUGACCGACGUUUUCAGAAAGAAUCAACGGUAUUUGACUGACGGAUCCAGUUUUCUCACGCCCAGAAUGGGUGGAUUUCAUGAAAAUAGGCUUAUUCGAUGUGUACGAGAACGUGAGAAGGAAAUCAGAACGAAGCACGUUGUGACGGAUGUCGGCGGAAAAACGCCAUCGCAGGACAUGAAGGUGGAUCGCUGGUUUCUGACGAGAUUCUCCAUCGAUAAUGCCUAUGGCGGCUUAUGCGAAGAGUUCUUCUCAUUAGAUGGCGGACCGAGUGCGUGGGAAACACAGACCGGCAAAGGAAAUCCAUUCAUAGCGACUCCACUUGGUGGAAACACGAAUCGUCAACUCAAGGUGGGCAAUGUUACCUUAUCAGGGGUCCCAGCGGUCGCGGAAGCGUAA
Cooperia oncophora is the source of this 399-nucleotide messenger RNA. NCBI's taxonomy places the organism in Eukaryota, Metazoa, Nematoda, Chromadorea, Rhabditida, Trichostrongylidae. The record is from the annotation of a GenBank genome assembly.